Messenger RNA from Oncorhynchus gorbuscha (pink salmon), 1276 nucleotides. RefSeq names its product butyrophilin-like protein 10. The record is from RefSeq and is a predicted model, not a curated record. Bases 1 to 1110 code for a protein of 369 amino acids. The transcript is spliced from 8 exons. NCBI's taxonomy places the organism in Eukaryota, Metazoa, Chordata, Actinopteri, Salmoniformes, Salmonidae.
AUGCCAGCCACCCGCAAGUGCCAUGCGAGAGUGGCCAUCCAGCCAGGGCGGAUUGUGCCAGCUCAGCAUGUUUGGUCUCCGGUGCGCCGUUUCGGCCUAGGGUAUCCUCCACCGGCUCUGCAGUCGCCCUCCAGUCCGGAUCCUCCAGCAACGCCCUCCAGUCCAGACCCUCCAGAGUCGCCCUCCAGUCCGGAUCCUCCAGCAACGCCCUUCAGUCAAGAGCUUCUAGAGGUGCCCUUCAGUCCGGAGCUUCCAGAGGCGCCCACUACAAGGGUCCCCAGUCCGGCCCCCGCAAUGAGGGCCCCCAGGUCGUCUGAGGUUGUUGGACCGGCUGACCGAGUCGUUGCCUUAGCUGGUGAUGACAUCAUUCUACCAUGUUCCCUGAAACCCAAUGUCAGUGCUGAGGACAUGACAGUGGAGUGGACAAGAUUGAACCCGAAAGCAGCAAAUGUCCAUCUUUACCGUCAAGGUCGAGUCUCCAACGUGGAGCAGCAUACAUCCUACAAGGGAAGGACAUCAAUGUUUCAUGACGAACUGGAGAACGGCAUCGUCUCCUUAAAGUUGACCAGAGUUACUCUCUCUGAUGCUGGAAGAUACAGGUGCUUCCUUCCAACACUGAUCAGCCAGGUGAAGGAAACCUCCGUUCAACUCUUUGUUGGAGCUGUAUCUCAGCCAGUGGUCUCUAUUGAUGGGACAAAAGGCUGGGGGGUGGUACUGAAGUGUGAGUCUGGAGGCUGGUUUCCUGAACCUGAGAUGGAGUGGCUGGACAGUUCUGGAACCAUCCUCCCUGCUGAUGGACCUCCAGAGAGACACAGGGACUCAGAGGACCUCUACACUCUGAGACGACAUGUCACCGUGGACCAGACUGACACCAACAGGUUCACCUGUAGAGUUCAACAGCCGGAGAUCAACCACCUGAAGGAGACUGAGAUUCAUGUCCCAGAUGACGUGUUUCCUAAAUCACACGUAGGGUUGAUUAUUGGUCUAAUAGCAGCAGCUGUUGUAGUUCUUGCAGCUUCAGCUGGUGUCUACAAGUGGAGAAAACAUACAGUGAAGAAGCUGAGAGAAGAUUUUGAGGAACAAGAGGAGGUCAGCUCUUUCUCGGAAUAGGGAGCGUGUAGGUCACAAGAGAGAGGGAGUCAAGAAGAAGUAGACUUGGAAGGAUGAUCUGGAUGAGCUGGAGGAAGAGUUACCAUAUAUUACUAGAGAGAGACUAUAAAGCUGAGUUUGAUGUAUCAAAUACAUCAAACAUGUGGUUUCCAUGGUUUCCAUGUUU